Messenger RNA from Colletotrichum graminicola M1.001, 1035 nucleotides. RefSeq lists its product as uncharacterized. The coding region runs from base 1 to 1035 and encodes 344 amino acids. NCBI's taxonomy places the organism in Eukaryota, Fungi, Ascomycota, Sordariomycetes, Glomerellales, Glomerellaceae. The record is from RefSeq and is a predicted model, not a curated record. Gene Ontology annotation, biological process: carnitine transmembrane transport; mitochondrial transport. Gene Ontology annotation, molecular function: O-acyl-L-carnitine transmembrane transporter activity. The transcript has 2 exons. Gene Ontology annotation, cellular component: mitochondrial envelope.
AUGGCGCCCUCGACCUCGGAAGCCGCCGCGGGCGUCAACGCCAAGCUCCAGUCAGCCCUCCCGAACCCCAUCGCCGACAAGAUCCCCCACAUCCCCGAGUCCAAGGGCGAGCUCGAGGCCGACACGAAGGCUGCCGCCUCCGGUCUCGCCUCCCAGCUCCGCUCCCUCGCCGCCGGCGGCUUCGGCGGCGUCUGCGCCGUCGUCGUCGGCCACCCCUUCGACCUCGUCAAGGUCCGCCUGCAGACCGCCGACAAGGGCGUCUACUCGUCCGCCGUCGACGUCGUCAAGAAGAGCAUCGCCCGCGACGGCCUGCGCAGGGGCCUGUACGCCGGCGUCUCGGCGCCCUUGGUCGGCGUCACCCCCAUGUUCGCCGUCUCCUUCUGGGGCUACGAUGUAGGCAAGACCCUCGUCCGCUCCGCCUCCUCCGACCCCUCGGCCCCCCUCAGCAUCGCCCAGGUCUCGGCCGCCGGCUUCUUCUCCGCCGUGCCCAUGACCGCCAUCACCGCCCCCUUCGAGCGCGUCAAGGUCAUCCUCCAGGUCCAGUCCCAGCGCCUCAAACCCGGCGAGGCCCCCAAGUACGCCGGCGGCACCGACGUCGUCCGCCAGCUCUACGCCGAGGGCGGCCUCCGCUCUGUCUUCCGCGGCAGCGCCGCCACCCUCGCCCGGGACGGCCCCGGCAGCGCCGCAUACUUCGCCGCCUACGAGUACAUCAAGAGGCGCCUCACCCCCAAGGACCCGCUCACCGGCAAGCCCACCGGCGACCUCAGCCUGCUCGCCAUCACCGCCGCCGGCGCCGCCGCCGGCGUCGCCAUGUGGAUCCCCGUCUUCCCCGUCGACACCGUCAAGUCCCGCCUGCAGACCGCCGAGGGCAACGUUACCCUCGGCGGCGUCGUCCGCGAAGUCUACGGCCGCGGCGGCUUCAAGGCCUUCUUCCCCGGCUUCGGGCCCGCCCUCGCGAGGGCCGUGCCCGCCAACGCUGCCACCUUCCUGGGCGUCGAGCUGGCCCAUCAGGCCAUGAACAAGGCCUUUGGCUAA